Felis catus (domestic cat) is the source of this 5286-nucleotide messenger RNA. RefSeq names its product olfactory receptor 2AG2-like. The record is from RefSeq and is a predicted model, not a curated record. The coding region runs from base 3786 to 4718 and encodes 310 amino acids. Gene Ontology annotation, biological process: G protein-coupled receptor signaling pathway. NCBI's taxonomy places the organism in Eukaryota, Metazoa, Chordata, Mammalia, Carnivora, Felidae. Gene Ontology annotation, molecular function: olfactory receptor activity; G protein-coupled receptor activity. The transcript has a single exon. Gene Ontology annotation, cellular component: membrane.
GGUUUAAUAUAAAAAAUAUAUAAAUAGCUUACACAACUCAACACCAAAAAAAAAAAAAAAAAGACAAUCUGAUUAAAAAAUGAGCAGAGGACCUGAAUAGACGUUUUUUCCCCAUGGAUAUUUUAGUUGGAAUUUGACAGCAGCUGUGGUAGAAACCUUCAUUUGUUCACUCCUUUAUUAAUUUAGCAAACAUUUAUUGAGUACACUUAUGCAGUGACCGUGCUAUGAGCUAGAAAUGUGACUGGGAACAAAACAGACUAGUUCCUGCCCUUCUGGAUUAUGCUAGCGUGGUGUGCUACCAGAUUAACACAGAGAUCAGAAGAAAAAAAAAUAUUCCUGCUAGUAUGGAACAAAAAAAUCUUUAGCCUUUUUGCACCAAAAGAAAAGGAAUGUGGGAAUUUGGUGAGUUUAAAACAAACCCAGUAACAGAAAAUAGUAUGUAUUACAGGAUUUGGCAAAGAAGAUUUUGGUGAUCUUGAGACAAAGUAGGUCAGUUCAGUCAAGUAGGGCAUUUGGCAGGAGGUGAUACAAAUGGGCCGAGGAAUACAAUGCAGAGGUGAAGUGUGCCACAAGGUGUGCCAUGAAAUGAAGUCUGAGCCAUAAAAACACCUACACUUGAUGCCGUAGGAUCUCUUUCCUUUCAGACUACCCAGAAUGGAGAGUAUUAUUGUCAACCUGGGAAUCACCUACUGAAGAUGUUGUAGGCUCCACCAAAUGAAAAGCCUGGAUCCCCACCCAACCCCACAGAAGAGAGCAAUUAAGGACAGCUCCCUAAAUAAGAAAUAUGCAUUGAACUGUUACCUGUGUGAGAAAUACAAUUUUAUUGGGUUAUGCUACUGUUACUUCUGGGUUUUCUGGGCAAAUGUUCUCUUUGUGUAUAAUGAAUGAGCAAUUAAAGUAGCAGUAGACCCAAUUAUUAUAAAUGCUUUUUGAAAAAAAAAUAUGGCAAAAAAUGGGAGGCAUUUAGAGAGAUAGUCCAAAGGAAAGAAAAUCCAAAUUGUUGUUUGCCUGAACAGGGAGAUCUUGAUCAUAUCUGGAAGCUGAUGAGGUAGCAGGAAGAGCUUAUAAAACAAGAAGAACAUGUAUACAAUGCAGCACAUGAGACAGGCAAUGAACAUGAGAAUUCAGAAUCAAGGUAACAAUUACAGAAGAUAUUGUGGGAGUGUCCUAGAGCUGACACAAAACCGACUUUAAGAUCUGGGACAGGACACUGACCAGGAAAAGGACCCUUCUUCUUGGUCUGUCCAGUCAGAAAUUCAGAAAUGGGCCAUCAGUGCCGCCUUAGGGGAGGAUAGAGGAUACCUGGGGCAUCUGAGCUCAUUUAGUGAGAGAAAAGAGCAGGGCUACCAGGCCAGGAAACAUGCCCAAGAGGACUCAUUAACAUCUUGUUUCCUGGACCAGCACUUCCAGGGGAGGCCAUUUCAGCUGAGAAGAUAAGUCCCUGUGAAUGUAGGAAUGGAAUAAAGCAGAGGGGGGAGGGGUCAUGGGAGAGGAGCCAGAACAGCCUCCCCAGAGACAGUGAGGCCAAGCACAGCAGGGUCUCCCUUGGGGAGCUCUUCCAAUAUCUACUUCUUCCAGAUUCCUGCUGCUCUCAUCCUUGCUCCCAGACCCUAGCAGGAGUAAAUGGCAGUCUGAGCAUCUGGACCCAAGAACUCAGCCUGACAACUUCUCCAGAGCUGGAUGGGUUCUUGACCUAGGGAACUGAGUGACAGAAACAGUUUCUGCUAAUUCUCUAUGGGUGUGAGAGCAGGAAAUCCAUCACUGAAGUAAGAGCGCCACAGAAACUACCCAAGGACUGAACUAGCCCUCUGUCUCCACUGCAUCUCCAGAGAAGACCUUUAGAAGAAUAGAAGGACCAGAAGGGGCCCUGACAGCUAUAUUGGUCAGACUCCUCAGACUCUUAACCCAGCUUAGCAAAACUUCAACCAGUUGGACACUGCUGGAAAAGCCUCACCCUUUCCCCAUUUCUACAGGAAAAUCCUUCACCUUCAAACAACCCACAGGGCCGUUUGCACGUUUGGCCAUCUGGGCUUCUCACUACCUGAGGUAAGGGCUUUGUCUCUCUGUCAGGGAAGUGUGCAGCCUCUAGGAAUGCUGAGUUGAGAAACAGAGCCCAAAACAGACCCUAAGAACUUAAGCCACUCUGUCUUCCAGAUUCUCUAGUGCUUUGGGGCCUGUACUUGAUCCUAAUGCCCUCUAUUCUUGGUUUUCUAAACAUGAAGAAAAAUCAGUGAAAAUGAUGAAGGAGACUGUGCCACAUCCCAGGCCAGGGUGUCUGCUUCCUGGUGGAAAUACCAGUACCUAUCUUUAGCACUCCUGGGCUUUCUGCCCUCUGCUCAGAGAUUUUUGCCCCUAUCUGGUAAAAAAUGUCUCCAAAGGGCCAUCUAAGAGCAAAUGAUAUGCCCGUCAUAUGCUCUAAUAAUACCUUUUGUGCCAUUAAAAUCCUGUGGACCCAGAAGAGACCCGUAGGGGAACCAGUGAAAUGUCCAAAUAUAGUAGCCACAGUAUAGGGGAAAGAUUUAGAGAAACAUGCUUCUCUUACAGAUUCUUUAACACAUGUUCAGAAUUGGAUUUAUCUGCCUAGUUCCCAUGAUGCAUGACAUCGAUACCUGUCAAUCCCAAGUCCCGGUCUCUUCUGACUUUUCUGGGGUGGGAUACCACAUUCCAAACGUGGCUUUCCAGAACAGGAGUUCAUCCUCCCUACCCCCACGACCCUUCAAUCCAGUGGAGAUACUCUGGUCCUGCAAGAAGGAGAGUGGGGAUCUGGGUCGGGUGCACAAGAGGGAAGCUAGGAUUAAUGAGCCUGAUUACAGCAUACAGCACAUGCUCUAUUGUUGCCGGCACCUUUCACCGUUUUCCCCAAACACAAACACUCUGAUAUUCCUGGGCAGAGCCUCAUCAGUUAUCAGAUUUUUGAGUUUUCCCAGGCUCACAUGUUGUCAUAGCCUGUAAAGAAACACCUAUGUCCUUUCAUCCAAAAGGUUUAGCUCGUAAAACCAACACCAUGUCAAACACAUCACCCCUUAGUCUGAGACAGUCUAGAAUUCCUUCUCUCUCAGGCACAUGGAGAGUGUGGAGCUGGCCCAGAGAGGUGACUAAGGUGGACGUACUUUAGCUCUUCCCAUGAUGCUUCCAUCUACAGCCUUGAGUGCUGCAAACAAAUGUGGACAUAGGCUGUAUGGAAAAUGAGUGGAAGUGCUUUGUUGAAAAAAACAUUUCUGUACCUGCUUUAGAGUUUUAUAUUCAGAAUAGGUCUAUUAGAAUACUAACUGGGCAUGUAAAUCAGUCAUCAAACAUUAUACUUAAACCUAGGUACAAAAAUAAUCAAGGGCUUAUGUGUUAGAAUAUUACUUUCUAGUACAUAAGCUACCUUUAAGAGAGGGAUAAUUUAAUCAUUCUGGAAAGAUACUUGUCCAGGUUUGGUGUCCUGAAUAAUACUUUCGUGUAUUGACCUCUCAAUGUUUAGUUAUUACUAUGAUGCCUGCUCUCCAUUUAGAUGGUUCUUUCAUCAAUAUACAAUUAAAAGUGUCAGAAACGGAGAGAUCAAGAGUUAAAGUCAGAGUCCAAUAGGAAAGGCAACACCUCAUUGUAUUCAUGAUACCUCACAAUUCCAUGUCCCUGUCUCUUCUGACUUUUCUGGGCUUGGGUACAACGCUCCAAAUGUGGCUUUUCCAAAUGGGAGUUGGAUUCAAUUAGAGUCCUGUGAUGUUACAAACUAGGGACCACCUUUGCAAAAAUUCACUGAGAAUGUGUUUGGUUCUAGGCAACUAAAGAAACAAUACAGAAUGGAGUACUGGAACUCCACCCUGGGCAGUGGCUUUAUAUUGAUGGGGAUUCUGAAAGACAGUGGGUCUCCUGAACUGCUCUGUGUCAUAAUCACAGUCCUGUACAUGUUGGCCCUGACCAGCAAUGGCCUGCUGCUCUUGGUCAUCACAGUGGAUUCCCGGCUCCACGUGCCCAUGUACUUCCUGCUCGGGCAGCUCUCACUCAUGGACCUCCUCUUCACAUCUGUUGUCACUCCCAAGGCGCUCAUGGAUUUUCUGCGCAGUGAAAACACCAUCUCCUUUGCGGGCUGUGCCCUUCAGAUGUUUCUGGCAUUGAUGCUGGGUAGUGCAGAGGACCUGCUACUGGCCUUCAUGGCCUAUGAUAGAUAUGUGGCCAUUUGUCAUCCUCUGAACUACAUGGUCUUCAUGAGGCCAAGGGUCUGCUGGCUCAUGGUGGCCACAGCAUGGAUACUGGCAUACCUGAAUGCUCUAGGACAUACCUUCUAUACCAUGCAGUAUCCCUUCUGCAAAGCCCAAAAGAUCAGGCACCUGCUCUGUGAGAUUCCACCUUUGCUGAAGUUGGCCUGUGCAGAUACCUCCAGAUAUGAACUCUUGGUGUAUGUGACAGGGGUGAUUUUCCUUUUGCUCCCUCUUUCUGCCAUUGUUGCCUCCUAUGCACUAAUCCUGUUUACUGUGCUUCACAUGCCCUCAAAUGAGGGGAGGCACAAAGCCCUAGUCACCUGCUCUUCCCAUCUGACUGUGGUUGGGAUGUUCUAUGGAGCUGCCACAUUCAUGUAUGUCCUGCCCAGUUCCCUCCACAGCCCCAAGCAAGACAACAUCACCUCUGUUUUCUACACGGUUGUCACUCCAGCCCUGAACCCCCUUAUCUACAGCUUGAGGAAUAAGGAAGUCAUGGGGGCUUUGAAGAGAGUGCUGGGAAAAUACAUGCUGUAGACACGUUUCACCAUCUAGGGAGAGCUUAUGGCUAGCCCUCAAAAUUUAUUCGUCUUUGAAGUCAGAAGAAAUCUGCUAAUACUCAUGGUGCAAACACUAUAACUCAGAGUGUAUCUUUUAAUAGAAAAAUGAAGAAGUGUGACCUGACUUCUGAAAUGAUUUUGUGUGUCUGUAUUUUUACCAUUUUACUUUAUUUUAUUUUUUCAACUACAGUUGACAUAGAAUGUUACAUUAGUUAGGUGUGCAACAUAGUGAUCUGACAAGUCUAUACUUUAUGCUGUGUUCACCACAAAUGUAGCUACCAUCUGUUACCAUACAGCACCAUUACAAUAUCAUGGACUGUAUUCCCUUUCAUCCCCACUGUACCUUUUAUCCUGGUGAUGUAUUCAUUCCCAACUGGAAGCUUGUAUCUCCCACUCCUCUUGACCCAUUUUCACCAUCCUUCCAUCUGUUCUGGCAACCACGAGUUUAUUCUCUGUAUCCAUGGUCUAUUUCUGUUGUUUCUUUGUGUGUUCUUUUGUUUUGUUUUCAUUCCAUGUAUAAGUGAAAUCAUAUGGGAUUUGUUUUU